AUGUCCGCGACCCGUAGCACUAGUAGUAGGCGGGGUUGGAAUCGUGGCUCCGUAUUAAAGCCCUACGUGCCGCCGCCUGGAACGCAUUCUCCGGUCCGCCUUCCACUCUCCGCCCUACCCGACGUCCUGCUCCUUGUCUCCUCCCUCCUCGCGAUGGUGAUUGCUGGCGAGUCGUGGCCAUUGCCAAAGCCCGCUGCCUCUGCGUCAAUGGCGAGCGGAAAGUCGCCGCCGGUGUCUGCCUCGGGGAGUGCUGCAAUGAAGCCGCCAGUCCCGCCUGCCCCGAAGCCAGCGCCCUCUAUCGCCGUUCUCUCUGCGAGUCCGACUCCGGACCUCGUGUCGGGUGAGGCGGCGCAGGCUGUUCCUGACCCUCCUGCACUCCCUGCUCCUGCUGUUGUUCCUCUUGCUCCCGUUCGCCCGGAGCCUGAGCAAGUGGCACCGGCUGUGGUUGUUGUGCCACCAGUUGCCCCUGUCAUUGCCGCCCCUGUGAUCGCCGCUGCCCCUGCUGCUCUUGGCGGCGACUUGGCGCUAGCGGCGGUGUCCGCCACCACUGGCGGCCCGGCCCCGGCGGUGGUGCCUGCCGAGGCUGUUCAGUCGCCGCCUGUUGCGCCUCCGUUGGUUCCGUCUGGGCAGCCGUGUCGUCCGCAGUCUCCCGAUCGCCGCCCAUCACGGCCCCAUUCGCCCUCCCCACGCGAUGAGCGGGAGUCCUCGCGACGUCGACAGGAGUCUCCUCAGCGCCGCUCAUCGGGCGGGAACUGGCACGCGCGACGGGGUGGGCGUGGGGGCUGGAGGGGAGGUUACGGUCGUGGGCGUGGCGGCGCGUUUGAUGGGCCGGUGAUGAUGGCGGACUUGCAGCGGGUUGUAACGGCUGCGAUGCGCGAGGAGAUGGCCCUGCAGGCAAACCAGCAGUUCCCUCGUGCAACUGCCGCUCCUCCUCCUGUUGUACCUCCUGUGACUGCACCAGCGGCAGUUGCUCCACUAUGUCCUGCUGCUCCCCCUGCUCCUUAUCCGUCCCUUCUGCCCUGUGACUCUGCUUCCCGUGCUGCUGGUGCACAGUCGUUCCAGACGUUUGCAGGUUCUUCCCGCGCGGCAGAGGUUCCGGAGGCGACCCUUGGGCAGCUAUGGCGCCUCUCUGAGGGUUUGCGGGUUGUUCAUCUAAUCCAGAUGUACGGUCAUGCGGGUCUCUCCCUUGGGAACACUCUGGUUGGCGGUUCCCGGGACGAGUGUCUUGAAGCCGCGGAUCGGCUCGCGGAGCUCCUGGCGCCCGUGUUGGCUGCGCCCGCGAGGGGAGGAGUUGCGGGCGUUGGGCAGCUGGGGACAGCUGUACGAGGCCUGCGGCGCUUUUUGCGCGCUGGGACUGCAGCCGAUGUGAUCGGCGCAAGCACGGCGGUGGUGCGGGAGCUCCACCGCUCUCUGACUGGGCUCCUUGCUGUUCUUGAUGCUGAUCAGUUCUAG
Molecule: messenger RNA, 1452 nt
Organism: Closterium sp. Naga37s-1
Lineage: Eukaryota; Viridiplantae; Streptophyta; Zygnematophyceae; Desmidiales; Closteriaceae
Source: the annotation of a GenBank genome assembly